Clunio marinus is the source of this 255-nucleotide messenger RNA. The record is from the annotation of a GenBank genome assembly. NCBI's taxonomy places the organism in Eukaryota, Metazoa, Arthropoda, Insecta, Diptera, Chironomidae.
AUGAGAAUGAAGAAAACAUCUGCUGAAAGAUAUUUGAGAACAGUUUCACCGAAAGCAAAUCAUAAAUUUAGUUCGGAGCUCAGGAUGUUUUUAGCAUUAGUGGUUGGUGAACGAAUUUAUAGAGUUAUAUUUAUUAUCAUUUCCCCAACCACCCAAGUGUACAUUUUUGAGGGUGGACAUGAGAGCUUACCCAAUGAAAUCCCUGUUCAGUUGAUUUUCCUGCUAUUACCAUUAACUCUCAGCAUUUUUACUUAA